This is a messenger RNA of Actinia tenebrosa (Australian red waratah sea anemone), 901 nucleotides long. Its product is annotated as ankyrin repeat domain-containing protein 40-like. Lineage: Eukaryota; Metazoa; Cnidaria; Anthozoa; Actiniaria; Actiniidae. Gene Ontology annotation, molecular function: protein binding. The record is from RefSeq and is a predicted model, not a curated record.
GGCAAAAUGGAGGACAAGAUGAAGAAUAUGGAAGAAAAGUUGAGAGAGUAUUGCUGCAUGGGAGACGAAGGAAAAGUUAAAUUACUCAUUGGAAAAGGUGUAAAUGUUAAUGCUGCUAAUCAUAUAAAUGGUUGGUCGCCAUUGCACUGGGCUGCAAAGAGAGGACAUAAAAAGAUUGUCGAGUUUCUGUUGCAAGAAGGUGCCUCAAAGACUUUGAAAACAAGCAAGGGAGAGACUGCAGGUUCGCUAGCUAAAGAUCCAGAAAUCAAAGAGAUGAUUGGAACAGCUGAAGAUGUUGAAGUAGCUACCAGUGAAAAGCUACCARUUGUCCCUAAUUAUAUCAAAAAUCCUGCAUUCAUAUAUGUUGAAUCUGAGAAUACAGUUGAUGAACAGCAAACUCUUCCAUUUGGCCUGGGAAGAAGCUUAAAAGAUUCUGAUAGUAUUUCAAGUCCUGUUAAACUCUCCAGAUCUUCCCUCRCUGACCCUAUGACCUCUCCUCCUCGUAAAACCAUUGCUAUAGAUAGUGGCAAGUCAUUUACUGAGGCACAGCACUACAUGAAUGGUACCAUAUACCAUCAUCCGAUCCAAAUGGACAGUCCCAUGAAACAUGUUGUUCUAGAAAAUGAGCUGGUUCUUAAAGUAAGGGUUGCAAAUUCCGAAGAAGAURAUUUUAUAGAGGUCGAACUAGAUUUUGAAAGUCUGACUUUUGACAACCUUAUCAGAUUGUGCUGCGACGAACUCAAGAUACAACCAAAUAGCAUUAGGAAAGUAAGAAAGCUGCCUAACACUAUUGUCAGAAAGGAUAAAGAUGUAGCUCGCUUGAAUCAGUUUCAGGAACUUGAAUUUGUUUUACAUUAAUAGAACGAGCCAUUUGCUGUAAUAAAUGUUCACUUCUGGAAAA